UGUCCGUUUCAGCAUCUAAUAUGUUGUUUACGUGUUGGGAAUGAAAUGACUGCGUUCUGUUUUAAUUUUUACAGCAUCCCAACCUUUAGGGAAUUGAGAUUGUACGAUAAUAUCAGUUAUGUUAUAUACUGAAUUUUAUACACUGAGGAUGUUCCACCACAGCUUGUGAAUAAGGACUACCGGAAAGCUCAGUUCCUAUAGGAAAUUCCAGUGACAAAUAAUUGGGAGUUUGAAGUCCCCAACAUGCCAACCAGCCAUGUGACUGUGACAACAAGCAACCAACAUCUCAGCAGACAACACAACCAGCAGGAUGGACUUCAGCGGCACCUGGAAAGUUUAUUCUGAGGAGAACCUUAAUGAGUUUCUCAAAGCUGUUGUUUCAAUACACCUUAAAGGUGUGCCUGAGAUGGUUGCCAGAAUGCGUCAGGGUGUCAAGCCGGUGAUAGUGAUCAAACAAAACGGCAAAGACUUCACCUACACAAUGAAGACUCCAGUCUUCACCAGAGAGAACACCUUUACAAUUGGGAAGGAGUCGGAAAUUCUUUCUGCGGAUGGCAGGAAAAUAAAGUGCAUUGUCAGAGAACAGAAUGGGAAGUUGGUUUUUGAGACAGACAAGUUCAUUUCUAUCAAAGAAAUACAAGGGGAGGAACUGGUUGAGACUUCCACAGCUGGUUCUGUAUCCUUCAUCAGCAGAAGCAAACGAGCCUGUUAGGCACCUGAGAG
Melanotaenia boesemani (Boeseman's rainbowfish) is the source of this 723-nucleotide messenger RNA. RefSeq names its product fatty acid-binding protein 10-A, liver basic-like. Gene Ontology annotation, biological process: fatty acid transport. Gene Ontology annotation, cellular component: nucleus; cytosol. The transcript has 4 exons. The record is from RefSeq and is a predicted model, not a curated record. Gene Ontology annotation, molecular function: fatty acid binding. The coding region runs from base 311 to 712 and encodes 133 amino acids. NCBI's taxonomy places the organism in Eukaryota, Metazoa, Chordata, Actinopteri, Atheriniformes, Melanotaeniidae.